Acinonyx jubatus (cheetah) is the source of this 4101-nucleotide messenger RNA. It is a transcript of the gene LRP12, whose product is annotated as LDL receptor related protein 12. Gene Ontology annotation, biological process: cilium assembly. The transcript is spliced from 7 exons. The record is from RefSeq and is a predicted model, not a curated record. Lineage: Eukaryota; Metazoa; Chordata; Mammalia; Carnivora; Felidae. The coding region runs from base 100 to 2679 and encodes 859 amino acids. Gene Ontology annotation, molecular function: microtubule binding. Gene Ontology annotation, cellular component: cilium; microtubule.
UCCUCCUCCUCCUCCUCCUCCCCCUCCUCCCCCUCCCCCUCCUCCUCCUCCUCCUCCUCCUCCUCCAUCUCAUCCUCACUCCCUCCAUCUGCCGUGGUUAUGGCCCGUCGUUGGAGCACAAAAGAGUCUCCGCGGUGGAGGUCUGCGUUGGUCUUGCUUUUCCUCGCCGGAGUGUACGGAAAUGGUGCUCUUGCAGAACAUUCUGAAAAUGUGCAUAUUUCAGGAGUGUCAACUGCUUGUGGAGAGACUCCAGAACAAAUUCGAGCACCGAGUGGUAUAAUCACAAGCCCAGGCUGGCCUUCUGAAUAUCCUGCCAAGAUCAACUGCAGCUGGUUCAUAAGGGCAAACCCAGGGGAAAUCAUUACUAUAAGCUUUCAGGAUUUUGAUAUUCAAGGGUCCAGAAGAUGCAAUUUGGACUGGUUGACGAUAGAAACAUACAAGAAUAUCGAAAGUUACAGAGCCUGUGGUUCGACAGUUCCACCACCAUAUAUUUCUUCACAAGACCACGUCUGGAUCAGGUUCCAUUCCGAUGACAGUAUUUCUAGAAAGGGUUUCAGACUGGCAUAUUUUUCAGGGAAAUCUGAAGAACCAAACUGUGCUUGCGAUCAGUUCCGCUGUGGCAACGGGAAGUGUAUACCAGAAGCCUGGAAAUGUAAUAACAUGGACGAAUGUGGAGAUAGUUCCGAUGAAGAGAUCUGUGCCAAAGAAGCUGGUCCCCCAACGGCUGCUUCUUUUCAGCCCUGUGCCUACAACCAGUUCCAGUGUCUGUCUCGGUUUACCAAGGUUUACACUUGCCUCCCUGAGUCUUUAAAAUGUGAUGGCAACAUUGACUGCCUUGACCUAGGAGAUGAGAUAGACUGUGAUGUGCCAACUUGUGGACAGUGGCUAAAAUAUUUUUACGGUACUUUCAAUUCUCCCAACUAUCCAGACUUUUAUCCUCCUGGAAGCAAUUGCACCUGGUUAAUAGACACUGGUGAUCAUCGUAAAGUCAUUUUACGCUUCACUGACUUUAAACUUGAUGGUACUGGUUAUGGCGAUUACGUCAAAAUAUACGAUGGAUUAGAGGAGAAUCCACACAAACUUUUGCGUGUGUUAACUGCUUUUGAUUCUCAUGCACCUCUUACAGUUGUUUCUUCUUCUGGACAGAUCAGGGUACAUUUUUGUGCUGAUAAAGUGAACGCCGCAAGGGGAUUUAAUGCAACUUACCAAGUAGAUGGCUUCUGUUUGCCGUGGGAAAUACCCUGUGGGGGUAACUGGGGGUGUUACACAGAACAGCAGCGUUGUGAUGGGUAUUGGCAUUGCCCAAAUGGAAGGGAUGAAAUAAAUUGCACCAUGUGCCAAAAGGAAGAAUUUCCCUGUUCCCGAAAUGGUGUCUGUUAUCCUCGUUCUGAUCGCUGCAACUACCAGAAUCAUUGCCCAAAUGGCUCAGAUGAAAAAAACUGCUUUUUUUGCCAGCCAGGAAAUUUUCAUUGUAAAAACAAUCGUUGUGUGUUUGAAAGCUGGGUGUGUGAUUCCCAGGAUGACUGCGGCGACGGCAGCGAUGAGGAGAAUUGCCCCGUAAUUGUGCCUACCAGAGUCAUAACUGCAGCCGUCAUAGGCAGCCUUAUCUGUGGCUUGUUACUGGUCAUUGCAUUGGGAUGUACCUGUAAGCUUUAUUCUCUGAGAAUGUUUGAACGAAGGUCAUUUGAAACACAGCUGUCAAGAGUGGAAGCAGAACUGCUAAGAAGAGAAGCCCCUCCCUCUUAUGGACAGUUGAUUGCUCAGGGUUUAAUUCCACCAGUUGAAGAUUUUCCCGUUUGUUCACCUAAUCAGGCUUCUGUUUUGGAAAACCUGAGGCUGGCAGUACGAUCUCAGCUUGGAUUCACUUCGAUCAGGCUUCCAAUGGCAGGCAGAUCCAGCAAUAUUUGGAAUCGUAUUUUUAAUUUUGCAAGAUCACGUCAUUCAGGGUCGUUGGCUUUGGUCUCAGCAGAUGGAGAUGAGGUUGUCCCUAGUCAGAGUACCAGCAGAGAACCUGAAAGAAGUCAUGCUCACAGAAGUUUGUUUUCUGUGGAGUCCGACGACACAGACACAGAAAAUGAGAGAAGAGAUACGGCAGGAGCAUCUGGUGGGGUUGCAGCUCCUUUGCCCCAAAAAGUCCCUCCCACGACAGCAGUAGAAGCAACAGUGGGAGCAAGUGGAAGUUCCUCAACUCAGAGUACCCGAGGUGGUCACACAGAUAGUGGAAGGGAUGUGACAAGUGUAGAACCCCCAGGUGUGAGUCCUGCGAGGCACCAGCUCACAAGUGCACUAAGUCGUAUGACUCAGGGGCUGCGUUGGGUACGUUUUACAUUAGGGCGAUCAAGCUCCGUAAAUCAGAACCAGAGUCCUUUGAGACAGCUUGAUAAUGGGGCAAAUGGAAGAGAAGAAGAUGAUGAUGUUGAAAUGCUAAUUCCGGUUUCCGAUGGAGUUUCAGACUUGGAUGUGAAUGACUGCUCCAGACCUCUUCUCGAUCUUGCCUCGGAGCAAGGACAAGGGUUUAGACAACCAUACAGCGCAGCAAACCCUGGAGCGAGGCCAAGUAAUCGAGACGGCCCCUGCGCGCGCUGUGGCGUCGUCCACACUGCCCAGAUCCCAGACACUUGCUUAGAAGCAACACUGAAAAAUGAAACAAGUGAUGAUGAGGCUUUGUUACUUUGUUAGGUACGGAUCACAGCGAGCGAGGUCAUGUACGAGUCGGAGCAGCAUCUGUUCGUUGUUUUGUAAACUUCACAAUUAAACUAGUUUUAAUUUAAAAGCAAAAAAGAUGCAGGGUGAUUUCUUAUUAUUAUAUAUUAGCCUGCAUGGUUAAAUUAAACAACUUGUAACUCUAUGAACUUUAGAGUUUACUAUUUUAGCAGCUAAAAUUGCAUUAUGUAUUCAUAUUGUUCAAUAAUGUUCUUCCAUUCGUUUUAAUUGUUUUUAUCCUGGUACUGUAGUUCACAGUAGAAGUAUGGCUGCUGACUCAUUCAACUGUCAGUUUAUCUAUCCUAUGUUAAAACAUUUGUUUGUACAAAAUAAUACCUUCUUCUCAUUGAACCCUUUAUGCUUUUUGCCAUUACAUCUUGUAACUUAAUAUAUCACAUUUCAAGGUGGUUAAUGUACAAAAAAAAAAGCCCCUUAUAUUCACCUGAGUUUUUAUUUAGGUAACAUCUGUCUAAAUAUUAUUGGAUUUCAUCAUAAUAUGAGCUUUCUCAAAGGGAAAAACCUUUGUCUACAAAUUUUUCUCUUACAUUUAACAUUCUGUGAUGUGAAAUUUAGAUAGAGUUAGAAAAAUUAAUGGCAAAAGUGAAACUCUUUUAUAGAUUUUCUAAUGUUGACUUUAAUACUCUAAUAUGGUACAGACCAAAUGGUAAAAUCCCAAGUCAUUUCUUUUUUCAUCCCUAUUUCGGGACAGAAUUAAGCAGAUGAAGAUAUUCUACUAUGCAUUAAAUCUUGAACUUUAUAAAAAAUGUACAAAAAUUGUACAAGAUAAGUUCCAACUGGUAAUGUCCUUCCCUGGUACAGGGUGAUGCUUGUACUGGACCCUAGGGAUUUGCACUAACGUCAUGUCGAGGUCACAGAUGAGUUCAGUGCACAAGCACUAUCACUUUCAAUACUGUCAUUUGCUACCACAAUGACUAUAUAUUUCCAUAGCUUUGGGGGGGGCGUUUUUAUUACAACUUGAAAUUGCUUUGCUGGUUUCAUAUUUAUUUGUUGUAUUUAAAGACUGCAUUAUUGUAAGAGUGGUUUUCGAUAUAUUUUAUUCACCGCGGGGGAGGAUCAUGCUACGCGUCAGAAAGCAAAUUACGAAAUCAUUCAGAUCCUCCCCCCUUUUUUAAGUAGAAUGAAUUGCAAACCCCGCAUAUUUUUUUAUUGUCUGUUCUUGUUUAUUUAUUCUUUAGCUGUCUGUUUUAAUAGCUUAAUGAUUGAGUAUGAAAUAUGUAUUUGUGUGUGAUUAUUGCUAUUUAUUAAAUUUGCAAUAUUUUGCUGAAUGUCAUUUUAAAGCAUGUUUGAGGUCUUGUGUAUUUGUCGUGUUAUGCUGUCAGAAAGAACUGACUGAAAUGUUUUAAUAUGUAUCAAAAAUUAAAAAUCACUUUUUUUGUA